AUUUCCCGAUAAACAUUCCGAGGAAUAUUUCGUCGAAACUUCCGAGGAUUGGACCAUCGGAAUUCCAUCGAAAUAUUCCGAGGAAGGCGUCCCUCGGUAUAUUCUGAGGAACCUUCCGACGAACUUUGUGUCCUCGGAGUUUCCUCGGAAUUUUGUUUCCUCGGAAUUCCGAGGAAAUAUGAAUUUCCGAAGAGAUAUUUCCGAAGACUUUUUUCGUCGGUAUGUCUUUGGAAUUGCGUUAUUCCGACGAUAUUUCGACGAUUUUUUCCCUCAGUAUGCUGAUGUUUUCUUGUAGUGUCAGUUUCAUUAGCUAAAUGACUAGUGGUUCAUAUAAAUAGCAUUGUUCAUUUUAUAAACUCUGCGACUAGUGGCAGUGGCAGAAAAUAAAAUUAGGACAGAAGCAAAUUAUUUGGUGUUCUAAAUAAAAACAGUUGCAACGGACAAUUAGAGACAUGAAAACUGAGUUGUUUUGUUUGUACAGCAUCUGUGGUGGCCAUGAUUGUGAUUCUGAGACGAUGCCGCUAAUUUCGGCGUUUAUAAAACGAAGCGCUAAUAAUGUUUGAUUUUUUCCACCUAGUUUCAUAAGCUAGACGAUGUUUGGUCGAUAUAUAUUAUAGUUUUAUAGAGUAUAGGUUAUAAUUUUAAAGAUAUGGAUUUUUUUUUUUGAGAAAGAACUUGAUAUAGAUAUUAUUUCCAUUCCAGUUUCGAAGAACUUAUUUUCCAAAAAUUAGCCAAUGUUUAUCAGGAAAAAAUCUAAAACCAAAUUACUGCCAAAAGAAAAAAAAAACCUUUGGCAAGUUAAACCAAUAUCGUUUUGCUGAAAGAUUUUGAGUUAUUAAUUCAUGAAGUGAAUCAUGUUUUCUUAUAUGUAAUUUCAUAGGAUCAAACUUAAGCGAAGAAGCAUGCAUAAAUAACCUAUGUUGGAUGGUCUAGGCUCUAGAGCAUCUUUAAUUUUUUUUUGUUGUUGUUGUUGUUGUUAAACUUGGGACUCUCUAAACUUUGAGAUCUGACUCCAUAUUUCACUCGGUCUUAAACUUUCAACCCACUGUUUUAUAUAUACAACACGUUACAUGUGUGUAGAAGAGCACAUGACCGUACAACUUAUGGAAGUACAUAAGUAAAAAGUAAGAAAUAGUGGACGGAAGUGAAUGGAUUUUUUUUUUCUUUAUGAUAUAUGAUUAUUCACAUAAAGUAAAAUAUCUAAAGCAUAACAAGGCUGGUAAAAUAUAUGCUUUGGUUGUUUGUGGUUAGCAAAAUACUUUCUGUUUCUGUAAUUUUUCAAAAAUUUCUUCAAAUUUAAUACUAGAUUUUAUAACUAUGUAUGGUUUUUACUGUAUCAGUUAUGUACAUUAAUUAUUUUGUUUCUCUUCACAUGAUAGUUUUCAUAUAUGUUUCCUAAAAGAGUUUCUCUGCUGUUUCUCUAAUCAGUAUAAAACGUUAUUUCUCUAUCCCAAUUUAAAUAUCAAAACAUUUCUGCAAUCAAACAAUCAUUGUAUUAACAUAGUCAUCUUCUUCUUUUUUCACAAGUCAUGGCAAAACUAGUUUGUACGUAUCUGUUCUUCUCCAUGAUUGUUAUGUCUGCCUUUUUGGCUUUGCCAAUUGCAGAUGGAGCGGAUACAAGAAUGUGUAUUGUGGUCGAGAAGCUGAGCAAACCAUGCACUUUUCAAGAAUGCCAACCACUUUGUAUUCAGAAAUACAGAGGGACUGGCGUUUGUCUCGGAAAUAACAACUCUAAUUGCAAGUGCAAAUAUAAUUGUUAAGCUUAAUUAUGUGUAAUUUGAUGUUAAACUAGACAGAAAAUCUUUAUUGUCACAGGAAUAAAAUCUUUUUUAUAUAUAUGUACAAACCGAGCGGUAAAACACAAAA
This is a messenger RNA of Brassica rapa (field mustard), 1866 nucleotides long. Its product is annotated as defensin-like protein 163. The record is from RefSeq and is a predicted model, not a curated record. Lineage: Eukaryota; Viridiplantae; Streptophyta; Magnoliopsida; Brassicales; Brassicaceae.